GUUUUUUUUUUUUGGGUCGCUCCAACUCCAAGGAGGGGCGAGAAAAGAAAAAAAACGGUUUAGCGGCUGAAGAAGAGGAGCGGCGAGAAACGGCUGCUGGAGGAGGAGAGACAGGAGGACGGAGGUGAAGGAGGCUGGACCUGGACGUCUUCUCGGCGGUCUCAAGUGGAUGUGGAUCCUAGUGAAGGACCGGCGGAGAGGAUUCCACUAAAGGAAUAUAUCACUUGUCAGAGCCUGCUGACCUGUAGCCACAGCUGAGGGACUGGACGACUCCUGUCUCACUAUGUCUUCUGCCCUCCAAGGAAAGCUGCAGCGGGACGGAGACCACAAGAAACCAGUGAUCGUUUUGGAGGGGAACAUUGCCAGUGGGAAGACCACGUGUCUGGAGUACUUCAGCAGAACCAGCGAUGUCAAGGUCCUCACAGAGCCGGUCUCCAAGUGGAGGAACGUCCGAGGACACAAUCCUCUGGCUCUGAGGUACCAGGAUCCUGAACGCUGGGGCCUGACGCUGCAGAGCUACAUCCAGCUCACCAUGCUGGACCGACACACGUCCACCACAGAGGCUCCCGUCAAGAUGAUGGAGAGGUCCAUCUUCAGCGCCAAGUACGUCUUUGAGGAGAACCUCUUCAGAAGUGGGAAGAUGCCCGAGGUGGACUUUGCCGUGCUCAAUGAGUGGUUCGACUGGAUCACCACCAACGUGUCCAUUCCUGUGGAUCUGAUCGUCUACCUGCAGACGGAUCCUGAGACGUGCCACCGGCGGCUGAAGCAGCGCUGCCGAGAGACGGAGGAGGAGGGCAUUACACUGGAGCACCUGCAGGCCAUCCACGAGCUGUACGAGGACUGGCUGGUCAGACGGACCUCGUUCUCGCUGCCGGCUCCCGUCUUGGUGAUUCCUGCGGACGGCGACCAUCAGGACAUGAUGCUCAAGUACGAAGAGAACCGAGAGCAGAUCCUGGCUGCUGCAACGUUCUGACACGCGCGCACACACACACACACACACACACACACACACACACACACACACACACACACACACACACACACACACACACACACACACACACACACUCCCAAUCUGAGCAGAGCUCUGAACCUGGGGGGAUCUGAAGGAGACUCACGGAGUUCUUCAUUUUUCUCAAUUUUAACUGAAGAAUGUUUGAAAUGUUUUUUUUCUGUUGGAAUCAAUAAAACUGAUCUUUUUGAA
Molecule: messenger RNA, 1204 nt
Organism: Salarias fasciatus (jewelled blenny)
Lineage: Eukaryota; Metazoa; Chordata; Actinopteri; Blenniiformes; Blenniidae
Product: thymidine kinase 2, mitochondrial-like
Exons: 10
Coding region: 284-973 (229 amino acids)
Biological process (GO): nucleobase-containing compound metabolic process
Cellular component (GO): mitochondrion; cytoplasm
Molecular function (GO): ATP binding; deoxynucleoside kinase activity
Source: RefSeq, a predicted model, not a curated record